AUGGACACAGAAGAUGACGCAUUGCCACACAAACCAGCAACAUUACAAGUUGAAUUUAUUCGUCAAACAUUAACACCAAUUAUUAUUAUCAUUGAAGUUCAAUAUUUACUAUCAAUAACAACUCCGUUAUUUAAGAAAAUACAACAUCUAUGUUCUCUUAUAUUCACAUCCAACAAUUAUAUUUAUUCAUGGGGUUCAGCAUUACAAGAACUUGGAAAAUUAAAUUCAUUUCAAUUAUUCACCACCAAUAUUAAAAUCCAAGAAGAUGAUGUACAAGAUACAUAUGAUAUUAGUCAAAAGCAAUCAUUACAAAAAACAAUUAAAUAUGAAUUUAAAGAAUACUUAAAUAAAACUGCAACAUUAUCCGAAUGGGCCUGUGGUGUUGAUUUAUCAUUAGGUACUUAUAUUCCAGAUAAUGUAGUUGGUCCUGAACGUACAUAUCGAAUGCGUGAAGAAAAGAAACAUCGAGCAAUAUUAAAAGAAUAUGCAAUUAAUGAUGUUUUUGCUGUUACACGAUUAUCGUACAAAUUAAAUUUAAUACAAUUUUCACCAACAAGUUAUUAUGAGGAUAUCCCUGAAGAUGAAGAAGAUUUAAAUGUACAACAAGAAUUAUCAAUUGAUAUACAAUCACUACCUGAAGAAUUAAUAGUUCAUGUUACAGAUGAACUAGAAGUCACUAAUGAAAAUGAAUUAUCAAACCAACCACACGACGAUAUUGAACCAACUCGACAAAUAAACGAUCAACCUUAUGAAUCAAAUGAUAUUAAUACAAUACAUGUGGAACAAGAUGUUAUUGAACUUCAACUUAAUGAUGAUAUGGAUAUACAAUCUUUACCUGAAAUUAUGAAAGUUCAUUUUUAUCAUGAACCAAGUCGUCCACAUCUACAACAACAUCAUAAUGAACAGUCAUCAAUUCAACAGAUGACAGUUCAUGUAACAAAUGAACAACAUCAGGUGAGCAAUUCUCAUCAUUUAGGUCCAAAUCCAACAACAACGUUUACAUCCAAACAACUAAGAAAUCGAAAGACAAAUCGUCGACAUCGUAU
This is a messenger RNA of Rotaria sp. Silwood1, 1046 nucleotides long. Lineage: Eukaryota; Metazoa; Rotifera; Eurotatoria; Philodinida; Philodinidae. The record is from the annotation of a GenBank genome assembly.